Aspergillus costaricaensis CBS 115574 is the source of this 375-nucleotide messenger RNA. RefSeq lists its product as uncharacterized. The record is from RefSeq and is a predicted model, not a curated record. The coding region runs from base 1 to 375 and encodes 124 amino acids. NCBI's taxonomy places the organism in Eukaryota, Fungi, Ascomycota, Eurotiomycetes, Eurotiales, Aspergillaceae. The transcript has 2 exons.
AUGAACCUCGUGGUAGUUGUUAGGAAAGGGUACAGCCAAGCAAAAAUUGAAAUUCAAAAAAUCUCUAUUUUGAGGUCAUUCAUUCAUCGGCAUAAUCCAUCACCAUCAUCAUCAUCAUCAUCAUCAUCAUCAUCACAUCUAAACAGGCCCCAUCCCUGUCGCGCCUCAAGCCUCAGUAGUAGCAAGCAGGCUGGCCUUACACUUUACCUCUUUCUUGGUAUUCUUCCGAACACAACUGAUCAGCACAAAACACCCUUAGCGGCGGACCACACCGCCCACACCCGAUUACCGGAAGCGUACCUGAGCGAUGCCAACGCGAGCGCCCCCAUCGCCCAAAGUGGUAAUGCUCCCGGCCGUAGUACAUAUCCAGCUUAG